Pterocles gutturalis (yellow-throated sandgrouse) is the source of this 579-nucleotide messenger RNA. Its product is annotated as microtubule-associated serine/threonine-protein kinase 2-like. The record is from RefSeq and is a predicted model, not a curated record. Lineage: Eukaryota; Metazoa; Chordata; Aves; Pterocliformes; Pteroclidae. The transcript has 5 exons. The annotation marks the transcript as partial.
AUGGCCCUUGCCUGUGACUUUUCCAGAGGAGUUUUAGAAAGAAGUGACUCUGUCCUUUUCAUUGUCCUUGCUCUUUUCUUUGCACCUGUUCCAGGUCUGUUUCUGGUUGGAGAUGGUGAUGAAGGGAUCAGAGGAACAAGUUUGGGGAACAAUAACCAGGACUGGCUACAGUAUUUCAGCGUAGUAGUCAAAGGUCAAGGUUCUUAUAUAAAGGACUCUUCAGUGUCUGAAAGCUGUGACUUAAGGGGUUAUGAUGGAGACCAUGGUUGGUAUGCAAGACCAUGGUUGGAGAUGAUAACAGAGUCGGCUCCAUUACGCUGCAGGAAGCUCAGCAAUCCUGACAUCUUAUCAUCUGCUGGGAAAACUAAGCUCCAUCGUCAGCUAAGUCAAGAUGACUGCAAGCUACGAAGAGGUAGUUUGGCAAGUUCUUUGUCAGGAAAACAGCUGCUUCCCUUAUCAAAUAGUGUCCACAGUGGAGUGGGACAGACGAUAUGGCAGCCACCUGGAGAUACCUCAAACCUGGUCCGCAUGAGAAAUCAGUCCCUAGGACAGUCUGCUCCUUCACUUACUGCAGGUUUG